AGGACUAAUCGACUCAAAAUCUUUGCAUUAGUUCUAUUCAGACUAUUCUUCUGUCAGUGAAAAUAUACGUUGAAUUUGAUUAGCAGCAAACAUGUAAUCUUAGAUUACCUAUCUUGUCAUUUUACGCAAGAUUGAUUGCAUAAGUAGGUAUGUGCUCGUUAUCGGGAUGGCUUACGAAAAAGGGCAAAUUGUCAGGAAAGUGGAAACGGCGGUGGUUUACCUUGGCGGAAAAUGAAUUGCUGUAUGGUGAUUCUAAACAGAGUACACCCAAGAGAAUACCACUCGAGGAAGCCACCAUAAAAGACGCAUCAGCAGAGGGGAAGAAUUUAUGUUUUUCGUUGAAACCAAGAGACCAGAGUAGGACUUAUUAUCUUCGGGUGGAUACGCGCGAGGAACUGGACGCGUGGAUGCAGGCGAUAUGCGUGGCAAAGAUUUCCGAGAGGCAUGGAGAUUCUCAAGCCUGCAGCAUCCAGUGACCGUUAUCCUCCGUCACCUGUCCCUCAUGAGCCUCUAUUCAGGGAUAGUUUUAUUUGUAUUUUGUCGCACAACUUCUUAGAGGCCGAUGUACACAUGUGCCUGUUCAGACGUAUCUCUACAGAAGAUCCCACAUUGUCAGUGCAUUUAGUUUCAGCUAUAACAGAGGUUUUCAGAUGAUACCCUUGUGAGUUGGCUUCAUGUGUAAAUGUAGUUUUGCUUUUUGCACAGAAUGGCAUAUCGACGAAUCAAGCUUCAUAUCUCAUUGAGCAUGUGGUGGCAUUUCACUCGUAUGUUGGCACGUGUUACGUGUAUAAGAACUCCGUCCAGAUUAAUAUAGUUAUUUAUGUGUUUAUACUUAUUUAGUCAGCAUGUUGGCUGACCAUAUGAUGGUGUAUAUAUAUUUUAUGAUAUUUUAUUAUUUUUAUGAUGUAUAGUAUUUUAUUUAUAUAAUUUCUCUUAUUAAGACUUCAUAUAUGUUUUACAGUAGGCCAAUAUGGGACCAGCCAAGUUUUUAACCUAAAGACCACCCACACUCAAAGGUAUAUAAGGUCAAGGUCUUGCUAAGAAUUGAUGUAUUAUAUAUGUGUAUAAUGUGGCACUCAACAGUUGGUUUAAAAACCACCAGCAAGACAAAUACUGUGCAAAUGUUAUUAUAAUUGACGUGCAAAUUAUGUUGUGAAGUAGAACAGGAACAUCGUUGAAAUGCAUGGAACAUAGCGGUGAUACUGCAAUAUUUUGUCUGUGCAUAAAUACGUUUUUAAAUCCA
This is a messenger RNA of Priapulus caudatus, 1243 nucleotides long. Its product is annotated as pleckstrin-2-like. Gene Ontology annotation, biological process: endosome organization; retrograde transport, endosome to Golgi; receptor recycling. The record is from RefSeq and is a predicted model, not a curated record. NCBI's taxonomy places the organism in Eukaryota, Metazoa, Priapulida, Priapulimorpha, Priapulimorphida, Priapulidae. The coding region runs from base 150 to 476 and encodes 108 amino acids. Gene Ontology annotation, cellular component: trans-Golgi network; early endosome; recycling endosome. The transcript has 3 exons.